Molecule: messenger RNA, 7857 nt
Organism: Diabrotica virgifera virgifera (western corn rootworm)
Lineage: Eukaryota; Metazoa; Arthropoda; Insecta; Coleoptera; Chrysomelidae
Product: F-actin-monooxygenase MICAL3
Exons: 23
Coding region: 192-4064 (1290 amino acids)
Biological process (GO): actin filament bundle assembly
Cellular component (GO): plasma membrane; actin cytoskeleton
Molecular function (GO): actin filament binding
Source: RefSeq, a predicted model, not a curated record
UACUGCGCAUGCGUGUAUUUAUUAAUAGUUCAUUUCAGUAUCAAAUUUCUGUGAAGCAAAUUUUCAGUCUCAUCUUUAGCGAGGAGGGGUGUAGUUGUUGUUAGUGAAAGUGCGAUUUUAGUGGAAAAGAAGAAUUCACAACACAGGGAUUUGAAGAAAAUUUGUGAAACGAUAUUAUCAAUCCAAUAAAGAUGGCGGAGACUGUAAAGAAAUCUAGAAUAGUAAGUGAUGAAGAAGAAAAUCUCGAAGAAGCUUUACUGGAAGAGUUUAACAUGAGACUAAAAAAUUGCAUGAGCAAAGAUGACCUCCAAGAAGCUGAUCAGUACCCAGAAGACAACUUCUACGAAAAUAUUAGCAAUAACAUACGUCCUGUUCCCAAAAGCGGCAUAGCCAGUAACGAUUUCAUUGAAAAUGAACGUCACCAGUACUACGACACCCCCGUCAUUACCCUGAACCUUAAAAAUGGCAGCUCAGAAACCCAAAACGGCCACGACGUUGAAGAUGAAAAUUUAUACGAAACGUUACCGGAACCAAGUAAGACUGAACUGACGGACCAAUCCCCCGAGACGCCCAAACUUAAUCUUAACUUAGACUUAAGUCCGAAAAUCGAAGUAGCGAACGAGUACGAAAUCAUCAACAAGGAAAUCGACAAAGAAACAACUGAAAGGCCAGAAUUUAGUCUAAACACUACAGAUUUUUCAGAGCUACAUCUUUCACAAGAAGAAAACGUUAAGUCGGUUAAAGACAGAAUGUUGCUAAUGACAGAUGACGCUGCUACGCUGCUAUUCACUCAAACCGUCACUUCCCCGAUGCUAACUCCUUCCGAAGAAAACAUUGACUUCCUUAAAGGCUUCCAGAGAGAAAACACCAACUCAGAUGAAUCAGCUUCCAAUGAAAUACCUAAGGAUGAUAAAGAAGAUAAAGAAGAUAAAGAAGAAGAGAAUACCGCCAGUGAAGUGAGUGCUGAAAUAUCCACAAGUGAACCACCAGUUAAUACCAGUACGCAGGAAGAAGUCAAAGUAUACGAGAAUUCAGAAAACAUCUACGAAAACUUAAAGGAACCGAUCAAUGAAAAUAUCUACGAAAACCUAAAAGAAGUUAAAGAUAAAGUAGAAGAAUUAGCAAACUACGAUGAACACAUAUAUCAAGAUAUUGAAGAUUACCCAAAGGACCUCUACGAACCAGUGGAGGAUCCAGUCAAAAAUGAUGAAUUUAUGGUAGAAAAUAGCUUGUACAACAAAUUAGAUGAAUUGACUCAAUUCCACAACGACGAAAUAGUCACUGAUCUAGAUGCAGUUGAGAACGACAUUGAAGACGAACCUGUGGAUAAUAAUUACGAAGUUAUAUCAGAAGAUGAACCUGAACCAACUAAAGAAUCGCCAGAAGAAAUCAUCCGAGAAAAUCACAUCGAUGAAAUUAAAAAAGAAGAAGUUGAAUAUGAAAGCAUUACUGACAGCAAUACUGAAGAAUCUCUAGACAGUAAAACUAAAGAAACUUACACAGAAUUUUUAUACCACAGCAAAACAGAGAGCAACUAUUACGAGAAGUAUACAGAAGUCGUAUCCAAAAACACAGAAAUCAGUAACAGAGAAAAAGAUACGGAAACAGUUCCUGCUGAGAUAGUGAAGAAUCUGAAGAGUCAGUUUCUUAAAGGAGAUGCAGAACUAGUGUCUGCUGUAUCCAAAAAGGAAAUAGAGGAUGUUAGUCAGUUGAAAAUGGUCAAUAUUAUAAAGCAAAUUAAUAAGUUUGAGCUUAAGGAUAAUGGAGAAGCAGCUGACGAUGAUAGCACCGUAACUGAAACUUACACAGAAACCACCACGAUCCAGUCCGAUACACCCGAGGAGAAGGUUUUAAAAAAGAAGAAAACUAAAAAAUCGAGGAAGGAGGAAAAGGAAAACAUUUCAGUGAAUGGCGAUUUAGUGAACGGGGAUUAUUGCUAUAAUGUGAAUGUUAGAAACUUGUGUAGAAGUUUUGGAGACUUAACAAAAAUCCCCGACGACACUAGAAGCAAAUCAUCAUCUAUAUGGAAUACUGGGCGAUCUAAGUCUUUAUCGGAUGUCUUGCUUUCAUCUAACAAAAAAAAUAUCGAGAAUGUCUUCUCGGAAGUAUCUGUAAGGGCACUGAAAGAAAAGUUUAACAUCUUCGAGAACAAAGAUCCUCUGGGUAUAGUAAAACCUACCUUCAAAAAUCCCGUAAUGAAAUCCAGCUUUAGUAAAUUCGAUGCCCUCCAAAAGAAGAAUGUUCUUCACAUCAGAUCAUCUGAUUCCGCCAAGGCUCAAGAGAAAUUUAACGGUACACAAAUCGACAUGACAAACUGCAAGGCUUGCGCGAAGCAAGUCUUUCAAAUGGAACAAAUCAAAGCUGAAAAAGCAGUUUGGCACAAAAACUGUUUCAGAUGCACGGAAUGUAGUAAACAGUUAACCGUUGAAACAUACGCGAGCCAUGAGGGCACGCUCUACUGCAAACCCCAUUUUAAGUCCCUCUUCGCCCCCAAGGCCGUUGAAGAUGACACUCCAUCAAGGCCUAGAAAGCCUGAACUUAUCAUUCGAGAGAAUCAACCACUCGAAUUACCCCCAGAUGUAGUUAGAGCAAGCGACAAGCCCGACUUGGGUCUCGAGGAACUCCAGAGUUUAAAUGUAAAAGAACGCUUCCAAGUUUUCCAACAAACUCAGUCGGAGACUCAAGAGAUGGACAGAGGACCCACUCCUGUCAAUGUUAAAAAGUCACCCUCCAUUUUAUCGAAACUCGCAAGAUUCCAAGCUAAGGGCAUGGACGUCGGUGUAUCCGACGAAGCAUUGAAUGGAAUACCUAUCGAAGAGUCCUCUUCUGAAGCCGAAGAAGAGGAGGAGGAAGUGCCCGAAGGAGAGGAUCCCACUCUGUACAGGGCCAAAAGGGUGCAAAAGGAAAAACCGUUCCAUUUUACUAAUCUGAAUGAAGUGAAGAAUAAAUGGGAACAGGGAGAGCAAAAUUCGAAAGAUGAGAGACGGGAGGAAAGGAAACAGGAGAUCCAAUCCAUUAGGAAUAAAUUGUUUUUGGGAAAACAAGGGAAGAUGAAGGAAGCAUACCAGCAAGCUGUAAUCCAAUCAGAAUCUUGCACAAAUCUCGUAAAAUCAGAGAAAAUAGAGUCCUGUGAUACCAAGUCUCUGAAAGAGAGAUUCGAAAAAGGAGAAUUGGUAAUAGAACGAGAAGACUCCAGGAACGGAGACUCAGAUGAUACCGAAGUGUUCCAAAGUGAAAUUAGUAAGAAAUCUAGGUCCUUGUUCCUUGAACUUGAUGCCAAUGCUGCCAAACAGCCCCAGAGCAUAUCACCUGUUGCUGUACCUAAAGUAGAUGUGAAAAAAGCUCGAGAGGCAUACUCGAAAUCGGUCUCCGAAGAUGUAGUAAAAUCUUCAGAGAUAGAAGAAGUGAUCGAGGUCAAGACGGCCGAUAUUCAAGAACGUUUCAAGUUCUUCGAAACGUACAGGGAACCGGAGAAAGAGAGGAAGCAGUUCAGGAUUACGCCACCACGAGACCCAUCACAAGUGAAGUCUGACACUCCCGACCGUGAAAUCUACCAUGAUCCAGAAAUUAUUCGUUCUGAUGAGAUAGCCGACGAUUCGGAAGUCGCUAGGGCUUCACACACAGCUUCGAAGAUGUUAAGCAAGUUCAAACAAAUGGAGGAGAACUUUUCCAGGGACCCAGAACCACAAGGUCCUAAACCAUUGAAACGAUUCACUCCACCACCAGAGCCCACCAGAACUGAAAGCGAAAGUGAAGAAGGAUCGGCUACCGAGGAAGAAAACGAAGAAGAAGAAGAGGAUCAGACCGAUAACAACAAAUUACCUGAAGAUUUGAUCGAAGCACAAAAAGCAGCCAGAGCUAGACAGCUCAGAGCCAAAUUUGAAAAAUGGGAAGCUCAAGAAAUUAAAAGAGAGCAGAAUCAAAGUGUCAACGUUAUCGAAGAAUAUGGUGAUGAAUCCCAAGUCGAAUCAACAAAAUCGUUAAGAGCACGUUUUGAAUCAAUGAGGGAAACAAGCUCAGACAAAACAAGGACACCUCGUGUAAAAGUCAAUAGAUUUGUGUGAAUGAAAAAUACUGAAUGGAGUCGUCCAAACACUUUAAGCCUAAUUGUAUUAAAGAAUCUACUAGUAAUUAAUGAAAAACAAACUUCGUACUGUCAUUAUACCGUACGUCUUGUUGCGCCAGCGCCACGUACGGUUCCUUCUCGAACUACCGUAGACAGUAGACUUCUCGAACAAUUUCGAUUGUCGAUUAUCUCACCAAUUUAUGCAUGUCAUUCUUGCUGUGGAUAGGGUUACGUCAUUUUAAAUCAAUUUUAAAUGUAUUAAUGUAACUCUGCACAAUCAAAUUAUUUUAUCCGAUGUAUUGAGUAUAUUUUUAUAUAUUUUUAACGUUUUUUACUCAGUUGUUAGUACCAAAAAAGAACGGAUUCAGUCCUAGUUUAUUUAUGUAGCGAUUGACCAGCUUGUGGCAUUUUGAUUCAUGGUUAGCGGCAUAGCAGAUCUAGAAAUUUGCUUUGGGGGAACUUGCCUAGAAGGAGUGGGGACUUCCAAUGAAACACCAACCAAAAGCCAUAAAAAAGAUAAACAGAAAAUAAAAAAAAGACAUAAGAAAUAUCUUGAUAUAAAUAAUAAAUUUAUGCAAUAAGGUUUUCUUAAUUUUGCUAACUAGCUGUUUUAUUGAAUUAAAUUUGUCUAUCUAUGGUUUAAGUUUCAUAAAUUUUGGAUCUUCUUGUGGGGAGGACUUUCCCCUAUUUCCCCCCUCGUAGAUCUGCAACUGGUUUGCAGCUAGAUAUAAUUAGGCAAGCAACAAUUUUUAUUGCAAAAAUCUAGUUCGUUUUGUGUAGUAUUUCCACUUAAUUUUACCGUAAAUUUUAUAGUUUUAUUGCUUCCUGGACUGUACAUACAUGCCUGAACGUUGGUAACCUUUAUUUGCAAGGUUGGCACUUCGCUAUUAAAAUUACUAUAAAUUUUAGCGCCCUAAAUAUCCGCUUUAACCAAUAUAUGUUUUUUUGUAGAUUUUAUUCUACUAGUACUUGUAGUUACCAAGUGUUUUUUUAAAGUCCAUUUUUAAUGCCUUGUUGUUUUACUUUUAAUAUUUUUUAGAUCAAUUUUAUAUUUUUAUGAAGAAGUUUCAGAAUUGUGAAAAAUUUUAAAUUCAAGCACACUAUAUUUUCACCUGCACUAUACCAAUACUUCGUACCACCCAAUCUUUUUGCACCUACUAUGUUUAUCAAAAUGACAUUAAGCUAUCGAUUUAAACGCGUCUUUGUUUAUUUUUAAUUAAAAAAUAUUCUUAUUUUCCCUUCUCUUCUAAAAAUAUUUUUACGGCAAAAUGAUGUCAAAGUAUUAAUAACUGAGCUCUAUGUACACUUUUCAUAAUACUAAUAUAUGAAUAAUAAACUUUUGAAGGCUUGAAACCAAUGUCUUUGCUAAUAUUCUCAUAAUUUGUACAAUUUUUUGUUGUCUAAUCCACCUACGGUUGACGAAAACUGUUUCAGCAUACAAAAUACACCAACUAUUUCUGUCAGUUAGAUUUUUGAAUAAAUCCAUAUUUUAUAUAAUUUUAAAGAUAUCGAUUGUAUUUAUUUUUACCUACAUACAAAAUCGAUACUGUCCGAUUCCUACCCAAACGUUUUUGAGUAUACAGUACGUAAAUCUUUCAGCUGGACAUAGAUAACACACACUAAGGCAAGUGUGGCAACUGCGCACUCUCGAUGACACUGCUGUCGUCAAGGCCGCAGACGAUUUAACUUUUAGUUUCUAUUUUAAUUCAGUUUUUUAAAUAUUUUCUAUUUAAAAACUAAUUUACAAAUUAAACAGACACAGUUUUCCCAUUCCAUCAGGCCAAAAAUAUUCAGCUACUACAUUGUCAAGUUUUGACAUGACGUUUAUACACGUCAUGACAAUCUAGUAGUUGAAUAUUUUUGGCCGGAGGGAAUCGAAAAACGUCUGUUUAACUUGGAAAUUAGUUUAAAAAAAAAUAUUUUAAAAAUUAAAUUAAAAUAGACACUAAAAGUUAAAACGUCUGCGGUCUUGACGACAGUAGUGUCAUCGAGAGUGCGCAGUUGCCACACUUGCCUUAGUGUGUGUUAUCUAUGUCCAGCUGAAAGAUUUACUUACUAUGUUAUAUUUCUACAGGUAUAUAGAUAUGAUUUUGCAGAUCUCUUUUUAUUUUCCUCCGUUUCAGUUCAUUAACAAAAUAAAUUCUUUCUAUUUUGCUCAUAAUCCCUCUGGAGCAGAUACAAAAAUGUUAUUAUUUGAUAGAAUCAAAGAAAUGGUUUCAAGUUCUGAUAUAAUAACAUAACUCAAGUGAGAAAUUGACGUUUAAUAAUUUAGCUUAGGUAAAAUGUUUUGUACUAUUGUCGUUGUGUUUUCUUUCAAUUACGCAGAACUAAAAAAUGCUCUGAAAAAACUGUGUUAAAAAUAACAAUUUUGUUAAAAAGGGUGAAGGACAGCGAUAUGAUUCAGAUACCUCUCAAAAAGGGUUUAAUACUAUAAUAUAUUCGAUAUUAAUGACAUCUAGUAUCGAUUUAAAACAUCUAAUACUCCUGAAAUACUUGAACCAAUAAAAAAUAUUCUUUGUGGCAUGUUUUGUCCUACCACAAUGAAAAAGAAAGAGAAGAAAAAUAAAAAUAUAUUAAAUUUUACAAACAUACGAAUACUGUUUAUAGUUCAAAUAAUCAGUUAAUAAACACACCAAAACCUGAAAAAGUAAAAUAGGACAACUUCAAAAACAGGAUACCUUUUGAAACGUUGAUCAUUCAAUUCGCUGUGUGUCACCCUAUAUGCUAUUUAGUAUAAUUUACAGUAAGACACCUUGUAUUUUGUAGCGCGUUUAUUGGAUAUUUUGAGGACUUUUAAAUCCUGUUAGCGGUGUAGUGAGAAAGUACUCGAAAAGUACAAGGUGGUCUUUGUAUAAAGGUUGUCACUUACUUGCCCGUUGUCAGUCGCGACAGUUUGUUCCGUGUACACUGUAUGAUUUAAGUUCGCUGUGAGGUGUCAAAUGUCAUGAUGUUUUCUUUUCGUUUCUUAUUAUUUCCAAAAUUGUAGUUAGGGAAUAACUUAUUCUGCAAAUAUACUAUAGCCCAUGAUGUUUUUUCGUGGUUUGUCAUUAAACUCAAAACAUCCUAGCAAAAACAGAAUAUGAUCGAAUAAUGGCCAUAGCCACCACUAUUUUGCAACAAAUCUAUUGUCUUUUGCUUAUAAGGCUUUUCAUCGAUUGUCAUUUGUUUCGAGCUCCUAUCAUAUGUUGUAUAAUCUGUGUAUAAUAUUAAUAUACACGGAUUAUACGACAUAUGACAGAAGCUCGAAACAAAUGACUGUGAAUGAAAAGCCCUAUUGAGAUCUAACGUCAUUUGUGGCCUAAAUUUGAGACAAAUCUCCCUAUCUUGUCGAUCUGUUUCUGGCAAGUACGCGACAACCUUUUGCGAAAGUUUGUAAUACUGAAAAACAUGUAGAUAGGACCUUUAGAUUUAACAAAAAACAGUAACUCUAGAUGGUCAUUUUUAUAUUAAAUAUCUAGGUAUUUUAUUAAGUUUUUUCUAUUCUAGCGCUUGUUUUAAAUAAAAAAAGUUCAUAUUUUAAAGUGAUUAUUAUAUACUGAUAGUAGGUAGAGAUUAUUUUGUUGUAUGUUCUCGUUUAUGUUAAAAAAAGUCUAAUUGUUGGAUAUUUUGGUAAAAUUUUUAAAAAUCUAGAUGUUAACAACUGUGAAAUCAAACCAAAAAAUCUGAACGUCUAUUGAUAUGAUUGAGAAUUUUCUAGGUUAUGAGAUUACGAUAUUUUAAAGAAUUAAUUUAUGUAAUUUGUGCCAAUUUAUACUGAUUUUUGAGUGAAAUAAACUGAAUUUUUUAAUGUC